AUGGGAAGCAGGGUGUGGUUUCCCACUCUGGGGCUGGUAGCCUGGCUCUGCUGCCUCAGUCUGGAGCCUGUGCAGGCAGGAAAAGUGCUGGCGAUACCUGUGGACGGAAGCCACUGGCUCAGCAUGAAGAUCCUGGUGGAGGAGCUCGGCCGCAGGGGCCACGAAGUGGUGGUGCUGGUGCCCGAAACCAGCCUGCUGAUCAAGGGAUCGGACAGCCACAAGACAGAGAUCUAUCAGGUGCCUUUCACCAAAGCCGAACUGGAUGAGAACUUCAACAGCCUGAGGGAGUCACUGUUCGAAAAGCCUCCAGAUAUCACUGAUCUGUUUGUCAAUGUGCAGCGGCUGGUCAACUUUACUUCGUUCCAAGAGAGAGGCUGUGAGAGUUUGUUGAAAAAUGAACCUUUGAUGAGUCGACUAAAGAGAGAAGGGUUCGAUCUGGUGCUGACAGACCCUUUCCUUCCCUGUGGAUCCCUCCUGGCUCAAAUCUUUUCCAUCCCAGCUGUUUACUUCCUACGGGGGCUUCCAUGUACGCUGGAUUUGAAAGCUAGCCGGUGUCCCGCUCCUCCUUCGUAUGUUCCUGUGUCUUUCUCGGGCAAUUCUGAUGUGAUGACCUUCCCGCAGAGGGUGAAAAACAUGAUGAUGUCUUUUGUGGAGUCGUACGUGUGUCACAUGAUGUACGGUCACUUUGACGAUUUGGUCAGGAGGCAUUUAAAGGACUUUCAGAGCUACCAAGAGCUUAUAAGCCACGGAUCUGUCUGGCUUCUCAGAUAUGACUUUACUUUUGAAUAUCCCAGACCUCUCAUGCCGAACAUGGUUUUAAUUGGAGGCAUCAACUGUGCAAAGAAGGCUCCUCUUCCAGCAGAUCUGCAGGAGUUUGUGGACGGCUCAGGAGAUGAUGGCUUCAUUGUCUUUACGAUGGGUUCGAUGGUCUCCGAUAUACCUCUGGAGAAAUCCAAGAAGUUUGUGGAGGCCUUCAGACAAAUUCCUCAAAGGGUUUUGUGGAGAUACACUGGUGUGUUGCCUGAUAACAUGCCCAAGAACGUCAAAAUCUUGAAGUGGUUACCUCAGAAUGAUCUUCUCGCUCAUCCCAAGGCUAAAGUGUUCAUGACUCAUGGCGGAACCCACGGUAUCUACGAAGGUAUCUGCAACGGAGUGCCCAUGUUGAUGUUUCCACUGUUUGGGGAUCAAGGCGACAACGUGGACCGCAUGGUUACCCGCGGGGUGGCAGAGACAAUGAGUAUAUUCCAUUUCACAACUGAAUCACUGGUGGCUGCAUUAAAAAGGAUAAUCCACGAUAAGAGUUACAAAGAGAAGAUGGCAACGCUGUCGGCGAUACAUCGAGAUCGUCCUGUCGAGCCUUUGGAUUUGGCUGUUUUCUGGACGGAGUUUGUCAUGAGACACAAAGGAGCAGAACAUCUGAGAGUCGCUGCACAUGACUUGAACUGGAUUCAGUACCACAGCCUGGACGUCUUGGGCUUUUUCGUCCUCAUUAUUACCUUUGCUUUGUGGCUGGAACUGAAAUUCUGCUUAUUUUGCAUCCGCAAGUGUGGCAGAAAGGGAACCGGGAAGAGAAAAAGGGAGUAGUGUUGAUGUCAGAAACAGUAGUUGAUACACUGUUGAUAGAUUCCUGCUUAACUGUAUGUAUGUGUGUGUGUGUGUGUGUGUGUGUGUGUGUGUGUGUGUGUGUGUCUUUACUUGUGUGUUGCUGAACCGGUUGAGUGUGUCUGUGCGUGUGUGUGUUUGCAAAAGAUGCUGGAACUGAUCAAAGCCAAUGAAGUUGUUUUUGAAAUAAAAUUGGAAGUGUAAAAGUAAUUUCUGUUGAAAUGUUUAAAAUAAUUUAUUUUUAUAAAGCAUGACUUGAGAGUUCUUUUCAUGCAGCACACAUC
Messenger RNA from Salarias fasciatus (jewelled blenny), 1886 nucleotides. Its product is annotated as UDP-glucuronosyltransferase-like. Lineage: Eukaryota; Metazoa; Chordata; Actinopteri; Blenniiformes; Blenniidae. The coding region runs from base 1 to 1584 and encodes 527 amino acids. The record is from RefSeq and is a predicted model, not a curated record. Gene Ontology annotation, molecular function: UDP-glycosyltransferase activity. The transcript is spliced from 5 exons.